AUGAAAUUCAUAAUUGCACCAAAACGAGCAGGCCCACCGGAUAGGUCAACAGUACCGGCAAGUCUAGUGAAUUAUCUACCGGCGACAACAGAAGGUGCAGUGCAGAAAAGGUACAUCGUGAUGUACGAGCACACGAGCAAUGCAGGGACGCCCACACAUCUCUACAUCAACGGGAAACGAUUGGAGGAUCCGGCAACGGAGACACCAAAAUCCGGCAGCACAGAGGUGUGGGAGGUGAUUAACUUGACCGGAGACAAUCACCCAUUGCACCUGCACUUAGCUUCAUUUCAGGCAGUGAAGGCGCAAGAGCUGGUGAAUUUGGACGUGUUCAAGGCUUGCAUGACAACCAAGAACGACGCCGUGGCGUGCAAUGUGGCGAACCAUGCAACAAGGAAGCUGGCUGAUAUCCCUGCUUAUGAGAGAACAUGGAAGAACUCUGUGAAGAUAGAUCCUGGAUACCAAACUACGGUCGUCGUCAAAUUUAAUCUGGUUGACACCGGAGCUCCUUACCCGUUCGACGCUACUGCUGAACCUGGUUUCGUCUAUCAUUGCCAUAUUUUGGACCUUGAGGACAAUGCUAUGAUACGACCACUGAAGCUGGUUGCUUGGAGAGUCUUGCAAAAGGAGGCCGGUUAA
Molecule: messenger RNA, 636 nt
Organism: Nelumbo nucifera (sacred lotus)
Lineage: Eukaryota; Viridiplantae; Streptophyta; Magnoliopsida; Proteales; Nelumbonaceae
Product: multicopper oxidase LPR1 homolog 1-like
Biological process (GO): cellular response to phosphate starvation
Molecular function (GO): oxidoreductase activity; copper ion binding
Source: RefSeq, a predicted model, not a curated record